CUACAAAGCGCCCGCCCGGCGGGGCCGGCGGCAGAGCGGCGCGGGGAGGCACCGGGGACAGCACCGGCACCGGGCACCGAGCACUGGGGGGCUGCGCUUUUCCCCGGGGACAGGGGAAACUUCCCUGCUCCGUCCCGCCUCGGGCUCCCUGGUGCCUCUCCGCUUCUUCCUCCUCUUCCUCCUCCGGCCGCAUCCCGCGGGGAGCAGCGGGCGAUGGGGCUGGGGCCGCCGUCCUCAGGGAGUCGUGCCCGCAGCUGGCAGCUUGCCGCGUGAAACUUUGCGGCGGGGGCGGCGCCCCGGCACCUCGCAGCGGAGCGGGCAAAGUUCUUUUUUUUAUUUUUUCUUUAUUUUUUUCCUUCCCCCCCCCCCCUUUUUUUGCAGCCCGGGAGCCGCCACCCACCCACGUCCCCCCCCCCCCCCUUCCCUCCCGGGGUGGCCGCGGCCACGCUGCUAUGGCACCCGCCCGUCGCCGCGGGGCGGGCAGGGGGCGGCCGCCUCCGGCUGGCCCUGCGGUGGCGGCGGCGGGGGGGCGCGCAGCCCCCGGGCGCCGGGCGUCUUCCCCCGGCCGGCAGUGACCGCCCCGGCCCCGCCGCCUGCCGGCCCCCGCCUGAGUCUCGCCGAGGAUGGCGGCGGCGCCGGGGCCGGGCUCGGGGAGCUCGGGGAGCCCGGUCACACCCUGAGCCAGCCGCCGCCUCCCCGGAGCAGCCCCGCAGCGCUCCCCGUCGUGAGACCCCUCUCCUCCCCGCAGAAACAUUUUUGCCCAAUACAACCUCGCCGGAAUUGGACCAGAAUUCAUUUUUAUGGAAGCUCUGUAAUCAGAUUAUAAAACGUGGGCUGUCCGAAUUUAAUCCUGUAAAGCAUGGACUAAGCAAGCCCUGCUCUGACAAAGCACUGAAAUGUAUGCUGACCCUCUAGCAAGACACGAUAUAGAACUAUGAUAGCAACCGGCGGAGUCAUAACAGGACUGGCUGCCUUGAAAAGGCAAGACUCUGCCAGAUCUCAGCAACAUGUAAAUCUUGCCACAGCACCAGCUUCUGAGGAGAAGAAGCCAGUUAGACGCCGGCCCAGGGCAGAUGUAGUCGUUGUCAGGGGCAAAAUCCGUCUCUAUUCUCCAUCGGGGUUCUUCCUUGUUUUGGGAGUACUUAUCGCAUUCUUGGGAAUUGCAAUGGCCAUCCUUGGAUACUGGCCCCAAAAGGAACAGCUUUUAGGAUCUGAAGAUAAACUAUCAGUAAAUGAAACCGAGGUCCUAAGAAACCAAGGAAGCAUUUUACUUCGUUUCUUUGAACAGCAUAUGCACUCAGAUAAGAUGAAAAUGUUGGGCCCUUUUACUAUGGGCAUUGGAAUUUUCAUUUUUAUUUGCGCAAAUGCCAUUCUACAUGAAAACCGUGACAAAGAAACAAAAAUCAUACACAUGAGAGACAUAUACUCUACUGUAAUAGACAUCCACACCCUGAGGAUCAAGGAACAAAAGCAGCUGAGUGGUGCCUUUGCUGGCUUUUUGGGGGAAGGAGAACUUGGGCACAGUGGGAACUCAUGUGCAUCACGGCUGGCUGCAAACACGGUUGCACCUUUCUCUGGCUUCAAGAGUAAUUUUAGAAUGGACAGUUCUGCUGAAGAAGAGGAGAUUCCCCUAAAUGAAGAUAGGACCACUGCUAGCCUCCUACCACCUCUGCUGACUGACCAAUCUGGUUCAGUAUUUGGACUUUACCCUCAUUCCAGCAAGGCUUCAGAUGACAGAAACACUAGUUCUAUAAAGUGUGAAACAAAGUCCAUUGUAUCAUCUUCUAUUAGUGCUUUCACGCUGCCGGUAAUUAAACUAAAUAACUGUGUUAUUGAUGAGCCCAGUAUAGACAACAUAACCGAGGAUUCAGAGGUCACAAAGAAUUGGUCCAGAAAUCUUUCGAUGGACUCUCUGGCCAUUCCAUUAACUGACACCAAGGAAUCCUGCAAACCAGCUGCAGCCAUGCUACCACGGCAUAAUUCAUUUGUGGACACUCCACAUGAUCAGUUCAAAUCUUCCAUGACCCUCGGACCAAGCACAGGAAAGCUUUUAUCCCCUGGUGCUGCCAGGAAACAGUUUGGGUCCAACACAUCUUUGCAUCUUCUGACUUCACAUUCAAAGUCCCUGGAUUUGGACAGGGGUCCAUCUACACUCACUGUCCAAGCUGAACAAAGGAAACAUCCCAGCUGGCCCAGACUGGAUCGGAGCAACAGUAAAGGAUAUAUGAAACUAGAAAACAAAGAGGACCCAAUGGACAGGUUACUUGUGCCACAAACAGCGGCCAAAAAAGACUUUACUAAUAAAGAAAAGCUUCUUAUGAUAUCAAGAUCUCAUAAUAAUUUGAGUUUUGAACAUGAUGAGUUUUUGAGUAACAACCUAAAGCGGGGAACUUCAGAAACAAGGUUUUAAUAUUUAAAUUGCAAUUUAAAAUAUAUCAUACAGUAUUUUUUAGAAAAAACAUUUUGACAAGUGUUUCCUUCUCAGUGAAACUAGAACAAGCCUGUUUUUAUCCAGAUGCUUAAUAGCAUGUUAAAAUUGGCUUGUGUAAACAGAGAUCUUUGUAAGUCCAAGAGUUUUUUUUUUUUUUUUUGGUCACAGUAACAUACAGCUGCAAUACUGUACAUUAUCAUUGCUCAGAGAGUUUUGGUAUGACUUAUUGCAACUUUUUCAAGUCAUUAUUCCUUCUGUUCUAUACAAGCAUGUUACUUUCUAUCAAUUUGACUCCGGAAACCUGCAUUAGAAUUAAACGCUCAAUUUACCUGUAAGUUCUACUUCUUUAAUGACUGGUGGAGUCUAAAAAUUGUGUUUGCAGUCCAGAAUGGGAAGUGAGGAGGAAUACAUACUGGAAUUGUCAAAUUCAGGCCUUUAUCCUUGCUGUUGUCUUUCACAUAUAAUACAUCUCAGUAACUACAAUCUUGCCAUUGUCAUUGUGAGAAUCUUGUUUACAUAUGGGGGUGGGUGAUAGAAAAGAGUGGGUAUCAAAACAUUUUUUGUGAAUUCAUUGUAAUUGGUCGAGUUGAAUACCAGUGUUGUGAAUUAUUAACUAUGCUUUGUACAAUAAUAUUUCUACAUUCAUUAUGAUUUAAUCCUAAAAUUCCAGGAAAGCGGAUAUAAAGUAAGAAAUCUGAAAAUUCUUCUGGGGUUAUUUCUGUAAAGCAAUUUGAUUGGCAGCAGUUCUAAAAUCAAAGUAUACUGAUUAAAAUCAUAGGGACAUAAUGAAUGCUAACAGGAUUUUAGAAACAUGGUAUAUAGUACAAUGAUAUUGUGACAUGAAUCUGAAGAGAAUAAUGGAAAAUGAAUAUAUUGCCUCUCAUUACAAUAGCAAGAAGCUAAAUAACUAGGUCUCUAUGGUCAAGAUACUGAUACAAAGCAUAUUAUUUAAUAUGUAUACUAACAUAUUACAAAAGCCCCUUGCAUAAAUUUUGAUUUAUAUAUUGCACAUAAUAAUUGUGAUGGUGGUUUACUGGAGGCUUAGCUGGGGUAAUGUGCAUUAGAAAAUUUUACAAAAGGAAGUGACAUUUAAAACAAUAUUUUUCUCAGCAAAGUUCUUCAGUUGACAAUUGUAGGCUAUUGUUAAAGUGAUAGAAUUUGAUUGUGCAUACCAGAAAGUUUUCAUGUAUUUCACUGAGGUAUUUAGGCCGUGAUCCUGCCAUGACAGCCAUGCUAGAGAAUGUCACUUCUAUUUGCAAGGCUCACCUAACAGGAUGUUGGUCGUAUGUGGUCAUUUUGGAUAUAUUCACUUAAAUACUCAGGAAUUGUUUUUAAUGGCUUUUCCCAAAAAGAAUCAAACCUGUUAAACUGUUGUUGGACUUCAGUUGGUUAUGAAAGAUCAAAGAUAAAAUACACACUCUCUCUCUCUCCUUUUUUAUUUUUAAAUAUUCAGCUUCAGAUUUCAACUGCUCAAUGUUUAUGUAUCAGGAGCAUUACUUGCUCAGUGAAUUGAGGCAUAGUGUUAACUGUUAGAACCUCAAGCCUAUAUAUUGUAACAGAGUUGGCUAAAUAUUUUGCUAUGAAGCUUUUAAUAACUUUCUGGUUUGUGUUCUUAAGACAUUUGCUAUUUUUUGAAACAAAAAUAAAAUGUAUCUCUACAUAUAUCUGCUGUAAGACAUGUUUUUCCUCUAUAAUCUCAAAUCUUCCAUAUCAAAAUAUAAUUAAGUAUCAUAAUAUUGUACAUAACAUUAUGCUUAAUAUAUUAGCCUGCCACUAGAUAUUUGGCUAUGACUAAUUAAUUUCAAUGACAUCCCUGCACAUGUAAAGGUUGAAUUUACUGUGCUUUUAAUAUUUUUUUAAUGUAAUGUGAAAUAUAUUCAAAAUGCUUUUGAUAUAAGGAAAUUUUGUAUAAAAAGAACACCUUGUUCUUUUUAGUUUGGCAGUAAGUAUGUUUCAAAAAAUGGAAACCAUUACUAAAAA
Messenger RNA from Oxyura jamaicensis (ruddy duck), 4411 nucleotides. It is a transcript of the gene TMEM200A, whose product is annotated as transmembrane protein 200A. The coding region runs from base 935 to 2410 and encodes 491 amino acids. The record is from RefSeq and is a predicted model, not a curated record. The transcript has 3 exons. Lineage: Eukaryota; Metazoa; Chordata; Aves; Anseriformes; Anatidae.